UCAGUGCCAAUCAUGGGCUUUUGUUGACUAAUCCUCAAGGCCAAGAGCUAUGGAAAUCAGAGUCCAUUGUUGGCGACACUGCCCGUGGUGUCAUGAGUGAUGAAGGCAACUUCAUUAUUGAAGAUAACAACUCAGAGAAGUUAUGGGAAAGCUUUAAGUAUCCAACAGAUACCGUUUUGCCAAGUCAAGUAUUGGACAUUGGACAAGUCCUUUCAUCUCAUCAAUCAGAGACUAACUUUGCAGCCUCAAGGAAGAUAAGAGACCAAAGUGUGAAUGCUUAGAAGGGUACUCUCUAAUCAAUCCUAAUGACAGUUAUGGAAGUUGUAAACCAGAUUUCAUACAAGCCUGCAAAGAAGAUGAGCUAAUUAGUUCUGGGAAAGAUGCUUAUGAUGUUGUGGAGCUCAGGAAUGGUGGUUGGCCUGGAUCAGCUGAUUACAUGAAAAUAUCAUCUUCCACUAGAGAAACCUGCAAAGAUUCUUGCUUGAAUGACUGUUUAUGUGUUGCUGCUGUUCUCAGAGGAGGUACCUGUUCUAAGAAGAGGUUUCCUUUGUCAAAUGGGAGAGUGGAUAAUACUAAUCCAUCUAUUGCUUUCAUCAAAAUUCACAAGGGUAACUCUACUUUUCCUACUUUAUUUGUACCGAAAGUGAUCAAGAAAAACCAGAAUGGUUUGAUCCAUGUUAUACUAGGAAUAUUAAGUGGAUCUGUAUGUGUUAACUUUAUGUUACUUGGUGCAAUUUGUAUGGGGAUUUUACUCGCUCGCAAGAAGAAGAGUGAAAGGUCUCCUUCUCCACAAGAUGAUCCUGCAUCGAAUUUGCGAUGCUAUAGCUACAAAGAACUUGAAGAAGCCACAGAUGAUUUCAAAGAUGAACUGGGACAUGGAUCUUUUGGCAUUGUUUACAAAGGCCACCUCAUACAAACUAAUGCUAGCAUUGCCGUGGCUGUGAAAAAAUUGAGUUCAAUACUAAAAGAUGGUGAAAGAGAAUUCAAGGCUGAAUUGAAAUCCAUUGGCCAGAUACAUCACAAGAAUCUUGUUCGCCUACUAGGAUAUUGUAAUGAUGGACCUAAUCGUUUGUUGGUGUACGAGUACUUGAGCAAUAACACUCUAGCAAGCUUUUUGUUUGGUGGCAUCAUAAGGCCUUGUUGGAACCAAAGAAGUGAACUUGCUUUAGGAAUUGCAAAAGGGCUCUUAUAUUUACACGAGGAGUGCAACACUCAGAUCAUUCACUGUGAUAUAAAGCCUCAAAACAUACUUCUUGAUGAGUACAACAAUGCCAAGAUAUCUGAUUUCGGUUUGGCCAAACUUUUGAUGAUUAAUCAGAGUCAUACACAUACAGCCAUUAGAGGAACAAAAGGGUAUGUUGCACCAGAGUGGUUUAGGAACAUGGCCAUUACUUCUAAAGUGGAUGUGUAUAGCUUUGGUGUGGUGUUGCUUGAGAUCAUUUGUUGUAGAAGAAAUGUACUGGAUAUGGAGACAACUGUGGAUGGGAAAGAGAUAUUGACAGACUGGGCUUAUGAUUGCUUCAGAGAAGGCUCAUUAGAUGUUCUGGUAGAUUAUGAAGUUGAAGCUUUGGAAGAUAAGAAGAAGUUGGAGACAUAUGUGAUGGUGUCUAUGUGGUGUGUUCAAGAAAAUCCAUCUCUUAGACCAAAUAUGAGAAAGGUUGCUCAAAUGCUUGAAGGAGUUGUGGAAGUACAUGUUCCACCAUGCCCAACUCCAUACUCCAUAACCACUUGAAACCCCUUUGUCUUUUUCAAAUCUUUGCUAAAUAAUGUCUACUAAUUGGUAGUUAAUUUGUACUAAAUAAUUGAUCAUGUCUAUGUAUUUUCUUAUUAU
Molecule: messenger RNA, 1831 nt
Organism: Humulus lupulus (European hop)
Lineage: Eukaryota; Viridiplantae; Streptophyta; Magnoliopsida; Rosales; Cannabaceae
Product: G-type lectin S-receptor-like serine/threonine-protein kinase LECRK4
Exons: 1
Coding region: 437-1732 (431 amino acids)
Biological process (GO): protein phosphorylation
Molecular function (GO): protein kinase activity; ATP binding
Source: RefSeq, a predicted model, not a curated record